UCGUGUCGUCUGAAAAAUAAAUCCGAGACGCAAGGACUAUGCACUUCCUAGCGUAAUGCCGGUCUCCUCUUAUUGAGACCACGAAAGUUGUUGACGAGCCGUGAUACUAGUAUCGAGAAUCUACUUAAAUUGUUGCUUUUUUAUAAAAAACUACACCUGUUGUAGAUUCCCACCGGAAAAACAAAAAGUUUGAGUUCCUGUCUUCUCUGACGUCCACUGUAACAUGUCCUUUCCUGGUGCGACCUCCUCCUGCUCUCCCUCCGACCCGUUGUGCCCCGGACCUUUAACCCCGACAGGAGCUUCCUCGUCGUCGGUCUCUUCGAGUUCAUCGUCUUUUGCCCAGCAGCAGCCGAACCUCCCGCCCUACGGCUACGGUGCACAGCAGCUGCAACAAGUACAGCAGCAGGUUGUGGAUUAUUCCGGUGGUAACGUCAAUUAUCCACCCAACACCGAUCACGGGGGAGCAAAUGAUUUGUAUGCGGCGCAGCAGCAGCAGCAGCAGGACUACUACAACAACCAACAGCCCCCGCCCUUUGACCCGACCCAACCUCCGCCCCCGACGAGUUUUCCCUCCUCCUUCGAACUCGACGGCAACUUCAGUCCGGACCAAACGAACGCGCUGUCAUUUUUCGCGCAGAGGAGCAGCGCGGUCGGCCUCUUGGUCCUCUGUUUCGCCGCCCUGCUGGCGAUCAGCUGCUUCUGCGCGUUCCAGGCGAGAAAACUGCCCAGCUGGGUACACCGAGCCUACGUGGGGUUCACGGCGGGCAUCUUCAUGCACGGGGCGAUACCCAAAGUCUUUCUGAAGCUGCUCUGGCUCUGGAACGGAUACAUACCCAAGGCGGCGCCGAUCUAUUACGUGGUUCGUCAGAUUAAAAGUUUUUUGUUGUCUGCAGUUUUUGAUGGUACAGAAAAAAUCGCCUCGCAAAGCUGUAGUGCUCCGCUCGCUCGUCAACAACUACAACUUGCAUUGGAAUCUUCGCAUGACAAGUCGUCGUACUUCUAAUACCCUCUCAUGGACGCAUCAUCUGGUGCAUGAGCAGGAUGUGGCCGCGCAUUUACUUAGUUACUUUUUUUAGCAUGUAUGUUUAAAUUUUUUGAUUUUGUUUACUUUACUGAUUGGUAAAUAAAUUGAACUACAGGGCCACGUCCUCGUUCUCUCAUCCUUGUACGCCUUCAUCACGGUUUCCUAUUCUCCAGCGAAGCUGUUCGCCUUAGGAUGCUAUGCACUGCAAAAGUGCUCACACUCACUGCUACCAUGAUUGUGCAAGACCACUAUCACUACGACUACACGUAGUGGUAGUUGAUCCAUAUGAUAUGUUGAAAGUAGAAGUGGAAGAACAAACCAACACAACGGCUUUGCUGGGAUGUAUCUGUAUCAUCCACUCUGAGCUAAUAUUAAAAAGAAAAACUGCGUCAGUCAUGCGGUCGUAAAUAGUGCACUUUUGCAGGGGAUGACGAGUCCGGGGGGCUUUUCCUAAUGAGUUGGUUCACGCGCACAACUUCUGUGAUCCAACAGGCUCUCGCGGGAGGACCGGGAAAGUACGCGGAACUUUCGAUGGGAGCGGGCUACUACCCGGUCCUGCACACACUCACCCUGGUCACCGCCGGGGCCACCGGGGGAAUAUUCUUGUGCUCCGUGAUGAAAAAGCGGUCGGACUUUCUGUACGUGCUCGGUCUGUGCUUCCUGUACGCGUUCUGCAUCGAGGGCGCCGUGGCCGAGCUUUGCGUGGCCACAACCAUUUUACUGUACAAUAACCAUUUUUCAUUUUCGUCAUAAAGUUCCCCUUUGUUUUCAAGGAGCUUCCGUGCGGGUGCAUCAUGAUGAAGGUUGAGAUGAACAUAAAAUAACUGCAAAUUAUUUAUUGAAUCUGAGGUCUCCGGUCGGUAACACGGGUGGCGACGGGCAGCGCCUGUACUUUAUCCUGAGCGACCUCGUCACGCGCACUUUGGACACCGAGGAUGCGCGAAUAAUUGGCCUCGCCGGGUGGCGAACAAUUUACCAUAGGAGAUUGGUGCUACCAUUCGAGGGGUUGGGAAAUCUGGUAUCGGACAUAAUGCGUUUUGUUCAAAGUACUGUAGUACAUUUGAAUGUCGGUAUAGUCAUGAAUCUAUGUUGUAUAGCUGCUAUAGGAUUUGAAGCAGGAUCCAUUCCUGAAUAGCUGCACUAGAAAGCGGAACAGCCAUGCUGUGCUACUUUUGCCUGUGGUUGUCUCCGUUUGCUUUGUGGUUGGUUCUGUAGGUUGUAUCAUGCUGUCGUUGCUGGUGGUGGUUCCGGCUCUGACUCUUGUGACUAUUAUUUGCAGAAGAAAAAAGCGUCCAAUCCCAAUGAGCGGAAAACAUAUGAUGUGAUUAUGAAGAACUUUCUCAACAGCCCGACUACUCGCUCGCGAUGGAGGCGAAUAUGCUGUUAUGAAAACGAAGCAUCAUCGUGAUCGGUUCUUCGUCGAUCGACGUUGGGCAAGAAGAUACUAGAGGUUUUUUUCUAAUAUCAGCAUCAAGAUAGAGGAACUGGUAUAAUGUCAAAUAUCAAAUAGCUAUGGAACAAACUAUCUAGUACUAGUACCCAAGAAAACUACCUGUGUGUCACGCAAGAAUGAAUUCAGAAACAGGUCGUGGCCUGCAGCUCUCAUGCUCAGACUACUACCUAGCUCCAUUUGAAGAACGAACUCCUGGAACUGCCCUCGAUGUUUUUCUUCGUUUUCAUAGCAGGAAGAUUAUUCGGAAGUGGAUCCCGUAAUGGAUGACGCGUUCGAACCACUGAAGCAGAUUACGCAAUACAAGCUCCUGCCUUUUCGGCCCGCAGAUUUGUCGUGCAGAAUGUGCAAACUAUUUCAUCCUCGGCCUAAACCUAAUUGUAAUUCAAAUUCUCCUUCUGUGAUGCCAAUGCAAAAAAAUAUCAAGGUCGCUCAUACUUUUACCUCUCGUGUUGUCCUUUGGCGGGCAAAGACUGCCACGACAUGUUCAUUUUGUCGCACCACGUACUGCUGCUCAUGUCCUUAUUUUCUACCGAAGUAUUCUCCAUUUUGCUUUGCAAGCAGGAGGACAGGAUGUCGGUCCAUCUGGUGAACAACAGUGAUUCUUUCUCAUGCUGGAAGGGCACGAUAUUGUUCGCAUUGCAUACAGAUCGCGGACCGAGCCUUCGAGAGGUCUUCAGUUCUGACGAAUUUUCCCGCUUUUUCUCUGUUGUUCACUCUAUUCUCGGGGUUGUUUCUGUCCACGCUACUCCGGUUCUCGAGCACACAGGAGCAGGAAAGGAUCUGGCGCCACCAGGGAUUCGAACCCUUCAUCGUGCUCCGCGCCUGGAUAUCCUCGGUCAUUUUUUCACGUACACGUACAAGAAAUGCGGUUUUUGCAUGAGCAAUCCCAGUAGUCUACUGUAAUGUUAAAUUGGCGAAAUGUACUGUGUUGCAUUUUGUGCAUGUGCGGAAAUAAUUUUUUUCCAUUGCAUACUGAAAACACCCACCCCCGAACGCGCAGCUGGUUCCUACCGCACACGACUACAACGAGGGAAUGCACUCCGGAUUCGAGGAAAGCGAAACGGUCAACCCUAUGGGCGAACCACUCGCGGCGGUCGGGCUGCAACCCAUACCAGAGGGAGAACAAGUACAAGCAGCCACAGUUGUUCCAGUGGAAAUGAGCUACGUCAACACGGGUAAAAAAAACGCGAGAAGUAGAACAACACCAAGCGCAGCACCAGCUGCCGAGGGCGAAGCGUUCGACGUGAGCAGCAACGCGCUUCCCGCCCCGAUGGAAUACGGUGCGGACGACGGAUAUGGGAGUGUCAGGAUCGAAAUCGUCAAAGUUGAAAUACUUUGUGAUGCAUAAAAUCGAUAAUCAGCUGGAAGCCCGAUUUCCAAGCCGCGCAUGACAAAUUUUCCGAGCUCCGGAGUCCAAUUUAUCAUGCUGUUUGGGCACAGAUGACUGCUUUUGUGAUGCUGCUUGACUUAGAAGCUCUAUUUCAAACCCUGAAGAGGCCCACAAUCGGCCUCACUUGCCAUCCCGGCAAGACAGCCACUUCAUGUCUUGCAUUUGAUGCAUGACAAAUCAUUUCAACUUUGUCGAUGUCAAACCUGACGCUUCCAUCACGGCCGUGGCGAAGAGGUGACGUUGCUCCCCAGCGGAAACGAUUUUGUUCCCGAAACCGCCGCGAAAACAAUAAAUCCGAAUGACGGGGUGAACAACGUCAAGAAUUUAGUGGACAGCGCCGCAGCGGCGCCGGGGGAUGGUACAUCAAGUACAACGGGAGCAGAACUUAGCGCGCAACAAGUGCACGAUUACAAUUUCAUGAUGUUCAAUCAACAGGACGGGUCCUUUUCGGACUACACCCCGCCGCCCGGUGCUGGCAACAUGCCAGGCACAGGAGCCCUGACAGCAGGAGGCGCUGUUGUUUCUGCUGGCGGUCAGGAAAAUCCGCUGGGGACUGCAACCUUUGGUGGGGCCUCCUUCGCUGCCCCGCCCGCGGAUGGCUCUUCGUAUCAAACAGCAGGUUCAAGUAUCGUACUCGUACGAGGAAUCGCAAUACUGCAUGACAGAUCUCGCCAGAUUUUCUUUGCAAAAGUUAAUGCAAUUUGUGCUCAUGAUGCGAAUGCGAUACGUUUGCAAUGCAUACUUCAGGCAUGAUGUUGAUGUCGCAGAAUCAACAGGAGGUGCAGCCGGAUGGAGGUUUCGAGGGACAGUACAUGUAUGACGAGCACGGAAACUUGAUCCUGCAGUACGAAGGCAACGAUUUUUACGGAGACCAGGAACUGCAAAUCCGGCAGAGCGCCGCGGAGCAGGAGCUGCAACUUAUGGAUUAAAAACAAGGAUUACACUUUUUUCGCGGCGCAUCAUGACCAACCAGAGUUUUUAUUUUUGCAAGAGCAACGACAACGAGACAUAACGAAAACGACCACAGAUCGAGCAGGACAUUCUGUUGCGAAGAUGCUGUGGCGUAUAUGUAUCGACAACAAAUAACAAUUUCUAUUUCUUGUAUUGAAACGCGAAGAGAAAAAUAGUCUUCGUCAACAUGUGGCGGAUAGUAAGAACUACUUGUGUUCCACCCUACUUGCAUACUUGAGUAUGAGGACCAGAACUUCCCGAAGCCGAUCUACGAGCCCAGCGCCUGCAGCGUCGCGUGGCUUCCGCUGACAAAGCGAAACGAGAAGUACGUGCGGAAUCUAGUGUACUGUGCGGACAGUCGACUCGCACCCUGGGAGCUGGGGGAAAUCACGGAAACGGGGUAUCUGACGCCCGGUGGCGGUAUUAAGACGCCGCUUCUGGCGGUCGGAGACAGGCGGCAGCAGGACACCGAAGAAGCUGAGCACGAGGCUAUGGAUUGCAAAUAUGUUUGGGUCUGGAAGAAUACAAACUUGUGAUGCGCAUUUCGGAACACAGAAAAACAAAAAUCUCUCAUGCAUACAUAGGUAGCAAAAGCUGCCCACUUUCUGUCACCGAAAUGGGGGAUUCGUCAUGCGGAUUCGGCAUUGCGGAGGUUUCUCGAAACCUGUGAUGCUAGAGCUUCCAUGCCAGACCUUCUGUGUCAUGCAAAAACAGCAUGACCCUUCAAGACCCGGACACUUUUGCAUUUGACAGAAGCACGGAAGAAACAAAUCUACGAGGAGUCCAUGGCGCAGGAAAAGUACGCGGCGCAGUCAAAAAAAGGCUUCACCCCGGAUAUAACCCGCUCAGGUGUUUUUACAGUCUGAAACGUUACAAUAGAAUCUGGAAUUUGUGUUGCAAAGUGCGCAACAGCUGGCCUACUCCCACAGGAGCGCGCAUGACAAGUUUCGGAGCUCCAAACCCCAUGAGAAUCUGACGAAAUUUGUAGUGCGAAGAGCCCAAGUCUCUGUAUGGUACUCAUGCUGUUCAUGCAAGACAAAUUCCAGACUCUGUUGUAAGGUUUGAGAUUGUAACAUCUGAGCAAGCCAUACCGGAAAGCGGGCCGACGCUCACGGCAGAGAUCGCGGAGGGUUCCUUUCUCGGGGAUAAGAGCAGUGCCAUGCCUAUGAAGUUCUCAAGCGUUACAUUCUCAACUGUUACAUGAAUUUGUAAUGCAGGAACGAAUGGCAAAACCAAAAGUCAAAGGGUGGAGACUGCACCUGUAGCAUUACAAAUUCCGCACAGAAGAUUUAGGCAAUGUUUAGCCCUGCUUCGCAGAUUUGUCAUGCGAAGCAGCUUGAUCGUGUGGAUGAUGAUGGUAGUUUUGCAUGACAAAUCCAUUGAGCAGCAGCUGAGAGUGUGACGUUUGAGAGCCCCAUGAUAAUGCCAACGAGCGAACGCGGUAUGGAUUCCAUCGUCUCCGCGAACUUUGACCCAGAUGUGCUGGACACAAAGGCCUUCCAGAAGUUCGAGAGAAAGCACACCACCGCGGACCUCCUUCCGGGUAUCGAAUCGAUGGAGCAGAGCCAGCUGCGAAGCAGUGGCUUUGAUAACGAAUAGCGCAACAAGAUUUGUUGAAAAGACGGAGACGAGAAUCACAAGGACAGCGACGGAGGUGGUAAGUAACGAGUGGACGACAGUAACUUGAUGGCAGCACCAUGAUAUUACGACCAUUUGAUUCGAUGUUUAGUUACGCCGACUGUUACUUCCAAGAAAAGUUGGCAUGGGAUCAAUGGUACAAGACAACCUGACCUCGAGAAUACUGAACUCGCGGCUUCCGCAGUAGAAAAGCGACGUUGUCGUUUGUCGUGGAUUGGAUGGAUUGCCACUCGUAGGAUAGUUGCAGAGGAUGGUAUGUAGUCCUCAGUUCGUGUCGUCCGCAGCAAACAAAAAAAUGAAGAUGGACGACAAGAAGGCGUUAUUUCAGAAUUGGUGUUCUUUGUGUAGUCGAGCGAAAUGCAGCAGGCUCUGUAUGUUUGUUCGUGCACCGUUUUUUUCUUGUUCCAGGAGAACAGAAUGAUAUAUCAACAUCCCUACGGCAACGGCGUGCUUUAUGCGAAAAAA
This is a messenger RNA of Amoebophrya sp. A120, 6921 nucleotides long. Lineage: Eukaryota; Dinophyceae; Syndiniales; Amoebophryaceae. The record is from the annotation of a GenBank genome assembly.